This is a messenger RNA of Phragmites australis (common reed), 948 nucleotides long. Its product is annotated as basic blue protein-like. NCBI's taxonomy places the organism in Eukaryota, Viridiplantae, Streptophyta, Magnoliopsida, Poales, Poaceae. Bases 349 to 852 code for a protein of 167 amino acids. Gene Ontology annotation, molecular function: electron transfer activity. Gene Ontology annotation, cellular component: plasma membrane. The record is from RefSeq and is a predicted model, not a curated record. The transcript is spliced from 2 exons.
UCUUUCAUUUCCAAUCUUGUUUCCGGCAAUGGGCAUUUGGUGUGCUCAAGUGUUGACAUUUUGUAGGUGCCUUUUAUCAUUAAAUCAUUAUGCUACCUUCCAAAGUUUGCUUGCAGCAUCAGUAAUUCAUAUUGUGGUCUGCAUGAUUCUAUCACGGGUCUAGAGGACCAAGGAGUGGUGGAAACAUCUAGUGCUGUAGCUUCUGGUUUGGACAAGACCGGAAUAGAGCAGCUUCUCUUUUGGCUGUGAGCUUCGUCCCUCUCUUGUGAUCGGUGAUCGCCGGAGUCGCCCGCGCCCCCACCCACCAGAUUCCCUUUCCAACCGGGAGAGUGGACUGCGGCGCCAAAAAUGGAGGCGGCCGUUGUCGCCGUCUUCGCCGCUGAUCUCUGCACCGCGACGGACCACAUCGUGGGCGGCAACCACGGGUGGAACACCCAACAUCAACUACUCCCUGUGUCCGGCAACCAGACCUUCUACAUCGGCGACCUCAUCUCGUUCCGGUACCAGAAGGGGACGCGCAACGUGUUCGAGGUGAACAAGACGGGGUACGACAACUACACCAUGGCCGGGGUCGCCGGCGACUGGGCCUCCGGCAAGGACUUCAUCCAGCUCCCCGAGCCCCGCCGCUACUACUUCAUCAGCGCCAAUGGCUUCUGCCAGCAAGGCAUGAAGUGCGCCGCUGCGUUGCUGCCUAGUGUUGGGACUUCGGAGCUUGAUUCCCAGCAUUCUUUGAUGUGUCUCACAAAACCAGGUCCAACAGCCAACACGCCAUGUAUUAUACAGGUUGUGACGACUCUGAAGACUAGGAAGAAAAGAAUAAACCCUAUAAGAGAUUGUCGAAUAGAAAUAUAGAAUGCCUUUCUUAUAUAUACACCACUUGCUAAUCCUUGUCGAUCGCCCACCACCGGUUAGAGCUCCACGGCACGGUGAGCCUACUUCAAUGGGUCG